Cladophialophora yegresii CBS 114405 is the source of this 1128-nucleotide messenger RNA. RefSeq lists its product as uncharacterized. Lineage: Eukaryota; Fungi; Ascomycota; Eurotiomycetes; Chaetothyriales; Herpotrichiellaceae. The transcript has a single exon. Bases 1 to 1128 code for a protein of 375 amino acids. The record is from RefSeq and is a predicted model, not a curated record.
AUGCAAGCGAAGGAGCUGUUAGCUCAGCAAGAGUCGCCCUCGUUGGUGUCAGUCAAUCCAUCUUUUGGCGGUGGCCCCGACGAGCGGCGAAGUUUGGAUUAUUGGUUGGACCAGACCGGUCCGACAGUGGCCAACUACGGGCCCAACUUCGGUUUCUGGUGCGGCUUGAUUCCCAUGUGGGCAUGGCGGUCGGACAUAAUUCGACAUCUUCUGGUCGCGACGACACUCAGCGACCAACAGCUGGGUCUGUAUCGCACGGCAACAUCAUCAGAUCUCAGCCCCCCGGUGAUCUGGCACUAUCAUGCUGCAAUCCAGAGGAUGGCCACGGCAACACAACCCGACAAAUUCUGUUGGACACCUGCAUCGAUGCUCGCCUGGGUGUUUGAACUGUUGCAAAAGGACUACUCUGCUGCAAAGAUCCAUGUUCAGGCGGCCUCACGCUUGCUGUCGGAGCUAGAGGCGCCAUCGAACAAGCUGGAGAAAUCCAUGUUAGGUCUGCUAACGGAGAUAAAAUCGGUGGUCCAACAUUGUGCAUCAUACACCAAGGCCAUUUGCGAGGACAACUUUGACCUCCUAAAGACUUUGGCCGAUGAGCCCAUCGUCGCUCGUACGGAAGACCUCAUCAUCCCACCUGUUCAAUCGCUGAUCCACGCGAGGGACCUCUUGCUGGACUCAAUUUCGAGGUAUUUGGCGUCUGAGAAGACAGACCACUCUGCUCAAUUGCAGCGACUCUACAUCAAAUCUUGGCUCAAAGCCACGCGGAGUUAUUGCAGCCGCAGCACAAGAGAGCCGCAUGUAUACAAGAAGACAGUGCAACUCUGCUUCAAUCUUGGUAUGGCAUUUCUGCCCGAAAGUGAAGCCGGUACCUUCAGCUGCCAGGCAACUCCGAAUGCCGUCGAGCACCUGCUGGAAGCAUAUGAACGAUUGGUGGUUGAGAAGCAAACGAGAGGGUCUGGACCGGACAACGACAGUAUUGACGAAAUGAUUGUGAUGGCUUUGGAGUUGAUUAUCGGUCAGGUUCACCACGUGCAUCUUCGUGCACGUGCUGCCCUGCUCCUACAGAAGCUGACUGCACACCAUGAGAAGGUCGCAAUUCAUCCGGGUUGGCCAGACGGUACCUUCGAUUGA